AUGAAGGAUUCGUUGGUAAUGGAAAUUAAGCAUUACGUAAACGAAUAUGAAUUAAAAGGAAGACAAAUAAACAGCAUUUAUUUUGGAGAUGAAAAUGAUGAUUUAAUCAAUCAGAUGAACCUAGGUUUGGCUUUGCCAUCUACAUUCGACGCAGUCCUUCAAACUAUUUCUCGGUACUGUUAUUUACCUGAAAAUGCUGAGAUCACAAUGGAGGCAAGAGGGAAUCCAACAUCCACAGAGUCCAAAAAGCUCGCUGAAUUUCGUUCGAUAGGAAUUAAUCGACUUUCCCUUGGCCUUCAAUCUCUAAAUCCAAAGGAUUUGAGGUUAUUGGGUCGAGAUCAUACUGUUAAAGAAGGCAUUAAAUCAUUAGAGAUAGCCAUGCCGAUAUUCAAUGGAAACGUCACUUUUGAUUUGAUUUUUGGGAGAAUGAACCAAGAAAUGGCUUUGGAAAUGGCAUCAAAUCAUGUAUCCUUAUAUGAAUUGACUAUAAAACAAGGAACUCCGAUAUAUGGGGAUCAUAAAUUGGGCAAGUAUACAAUACCAACUACCGAUACCAUGGCCAACAUGUACGAAGUCACCAUUCAAGUGGCAAAAGAAUUUGGGUUUAAUCAAUAUGAAGUAUCAAAUUUCGAAAGGAAUGGAAGUUUUAGUAAGCAUAAUUUUGGAUAUUGGCGUGGACUCGAUUAUCUGGGUAUCGGACCAGGAGCUCAUGGAAGAAUCUACAAUCCAACAACCGCAACUAGGACAAGAACUUAUAAUAUAUUAUAUCCUGAAGAAUGGAUGUCUCAAUGUGAAGAACUAGGUCAUGGAAUGAGAAAAUCCACUCAAAUGACAAUUCAAGAUAUAAAGGAGGAAUUAAUACUAUUUGGACUAAGAACAAAGGUUGGAAUUACUCGAUCUAGAUUUAAGUUAUAUUCUAAUGGUCAGGAGUUGGAGCAGUAUAUUGAUAUGAAGCAAGUGAAUUCAUUUGUCCAGGAUGAAUUCUUGGCAUGGGAUAAUGGUAAUGAUUCUACGAGACAAAAACUGGAUAGCAAUGACCAAGUCUGGGUACCUUCUGACCUUGCAAAUGAAUUAAAAGAUGGUGGAUUAAGACCUACCGAAAAGGGAUUAGCCGUAAUAGAUGAAAUCAUUCCUAGAAUUCUUUUUUAA
Messenger RNA from Acaulospora morrowiae, 1149 nucleotides. NCBI's taxonomy places the organism in Eukaryota, Fungi, Glomeromycota, Glomeromycetes, Diversisporales, Acaulosporaceae. The record is from the annotation of a GenBank genome assembly.